AUGCGGAUGAACAGAAGCUACCCACACAUGAGUGUUCUGGAUGGGAAACUAUAUGUAGUGGAACAAGGGAACGUUUCUUCCUCGAAUUCGAUUGAGAUAUUUGAUCCGAAAACCCAAAUAUGGGAGUAUGUGACAUGCCCUUUAGCAGAGAUAUUAGGCCAGAGGUCUAUGUUAACCAGCUUUGCAAUAGACGGGAAGCUUUACCUAUAUGGAGAUAAGUGUAUGGUUUACAAACCCGUGGAAAAUAAAUGGGACGUCUCCAAAUUAAAGGAUACGAGAAUCUUUUCCGUUGGACUCAGUUUAAAAUUUCUUGUGUAA
This is a messenger RNA of Eruca vesicaria subsp. sativa (arugula), 318 nucleotides long. NCBI's taxonomy places the organism in Eukaryota, Viridiplantae, Streptophyta, Magnoliopsida, Brassicales, Brassicaceae. The record is from the annotation of a GenBank genome assembly.